AUGUCACCUGGAAACCAAACGAAGAUCACAGAAUUCAUCCUGCUGGGAUUUGGGGACUUCUAUGAGCUACAUAUUCCUCUUUUCCUGAUGUUUAUAGUGAUUUACAUUGUGACCAUGACUGGAAACAUUCUCAUAGUUGUACUUGUUAUCUUUGAUCAGCAUCUUCACACACCUAUGUAUUUCUUCUUGGGGAACCUCUCUUUCUUGGAGGCUUCCUAUAGCUCCACUAUCUUCCCAAGGCUGCUUCUGGCUCUCCUCACUGGGAACAGAAUAAUUUCUUUCAGCAGCUGCCUCACACAAUGGUAUCUCUGUGGUUGCUUGUUAGCUACAGAAUGCUGUUUACUCUGUGUGAUGUCUUAUGACCGGUAUCUAGCAGUGUGUAAGCCAUUGCAUUAUGCAACAAUAAUGAACCUUCAGACUUGUGUCCAGUUAUCAGCUGUAUCUUGGAUCAAUGGGUUUCUAGGGUUUUUGAUAGUACUCAUUUUGAUGUUACAAUUAACUUUUUGUGGACCCAAUGAAAUGAACCAUUAUUUUUGUGACUAUGUCCCACUCCUAAAACUAUCCUGCAGUGACACCAGCCUUAUAGAAACAGUAAGUUUAGUGGUAGCUGCCCUAUUCACACUUCCUCCUUUUCUUCUAACCCUGACAUCUUAUGUCUUUAUUAUAGUGGCCAUCUUGCAAAUCCCUUCAGCCACUGGGAGGCAAAAGGCCUUUUCUACCUGCUCCUCUCACUUGAUUGUGGUUUCAAUUUUCUAUGGAUCUCUGAUGAUUGUGUAUAUGUUACCAAAAGCUGAAGUCAACGGAGGCAUGCAAAAAUUUUCCUCCCUGUUGUACAUUGCUUUGCCCCCUCUAGUCAACCCUUUCAUAUACAGCCUGAGAAACAAGGAGGUCAAAGUGGCCCUGAAAAAUAAUAUUGGUAGACUUGUGCUAUACAAAAGAAAUCCCAUGUCACUGGUGAAUGUAAUUAGCAUGUAA
Molecule: messenger RNA, 975 nt
Organism: Eublepharis macularius
Lineage: Eukaryota; Metazoa; Chordata; Lepidosauria; Squamata; Eublepharidae
Product: olfactory receptor 2AP1-like
Exons: 1
Coding region: 1-975 (324 amino acids)
Biological process (GO): G protein-coupled receptor signaling pathway
Cellular component (GO): membrane
Molecular function (GO): olfactory receptor activity; G protein-coupled receptor activity
Source: RefSeq, a predicted model, not a curated record